Molecule: messenger RNA, 3377 nt
Organism: Arachis duranensis
Lineage: Eukaryota; Viridiplantae; Streptophyta; Magnoliopsida; Fabales; Fabaceae
Product: exocyst complex component EXO70A1
Exons: 1
Coding region: 725-2764 (679 amino acids)
Biological process (GO): exocytosis
Cellular component (GO): exocyst
Molecular function (GO): phosphatidylinositol-4,5-bisphosphate binding
Source: RefSeq, a predicted model, not a curated record
AUUUGCCUUCUGUCAUGCACUUUGGGGCGGUAGUAGUAAGACUAGUUGGACAUUGCAAUUUGCACCCCCAAACACACCACAUUAAAACUCUCUUUCUCUCUCUUUACAACACUUCUUCUCCCAAUUCACAUUCUUUUUUUCUUCUCUUUAGGGUUUGGUUUUCUCUCUCAUCCCUCAUCAUAGCUCCAGAUUCAGAAUCUCCCCAUCUUCCCCUCUUAAAACAGUUAAAACUCCCGUUUCCCUUUUAUUUCUCAACAACUCAGCUAACUCAGUUCCAACUCGCCGGGUUGACUCACCCCCUUUUCGUCUCCGUCAAACUCAUUUUCUCCGUGUGAGUUCCACCUCUCUCUCUCUCUCUCACCAUUAAACCCUUUCGUUUUAUUUAUUUUCUUCUCUUCUUUCUACCUCUUUGUUCCUAUUUCGUUUCUUUCUAGUGUUUUCGGUUGGUGUUGUUCGCUGAGCUUCGAAAUGCACAAUUUCCAAUGUUGGGUUCCGGGUUGAUUUUGAACACCGUUUCUCGAUGAUUCCGAUGGAAAAUAAAAAUAUUCAUAAAUUAAGAGAACCAACGAAAACCCCGAUCUGGUUCACUUAGCAGGAAAAGAAAAUUGUUAUUCUCCCGUUUGAUUCAGCUAAUUUUUUUUUUUGAGCUCCAAGGAAAAAAAUUGAUUACUGUGUUUGGCUUUGGAUUGUUGAGGGGUUUCUUUAUUUAUUUUUGCAAAUUUGAAUGGCUGGUUCUGCGAACCUCAAUGGUGAUAGUAGAAUUGAGAAUCUGAUUUCUGCUAGGAAGUCAUUGAAGCUUAGCUUAGAGAAAUCAAAGUCUUUAGGGUUAGCAUUGGAGAAAGCAGGGCCUAGAUUGGAGGAGAUUGGGCAAAGAUUGCCCUCGCUUGAAGCUGCGGUUCGCCCAAUUCGCGCCGAUAAGGAUGCUCUGGUGGCCGUCGGCGGCCACAUUAAUCGCGCCGUUGGUCCUGCGGCCGCGGUGCUUAAGGUAUUUGAUGCCGUUCAUGGCCUUGAAAAGUCGCUCUUGUCGGAUCCGAGAAAUGAUCUGGCUGGAUACAUGGCGGUGUUGAAGCGCCUUGAGGAGGCACUGAGGUUCUUGGGAGAGAAUUGUGGGUUGGCAAUUCAAUGGCUGGAGGAUAUAGUGGAGUAUUUGGAGGAUAACACGGUUGCGGACGAGAGGUAUCUCGCGAAUUUGAAGAAGGCGUUGAAGAAUCUUAGGGAGUUGCAGAAUGAUGAGGAGAAGGCGCGGCUUGAUGGUGGGCUUUUGGAAGCUGCAUUGGAUAAAUUGGAGAAUGAGUUCCGCCAGCUCUUGACUGAGAAUAGUGUGCCGCUUCCAAUGGCGGCUGCUCUUGGUGAUCAAGCGUGCAUCGCACCAUCGCCUUUGCCUGUAUCUGUUAUUCACAAGUUGCAAGCUAUUCUUGGUAGACUGAAAGCUAAUAAUAGACUUGAGAAGUGCAUAUCGAUUUAUGUUGAAGUCCGUAGUUCUAAUGUGAGAGCCAGUUUGCAGGCUCUCAAUUUGGAUUACCUUGAAAUUUCGGUGUCUGAAUUCAAUGAUGUGCAGAGCAUAGAGGGGUAUAUAGGGCAAUGGGGAAAACAUUUAGAAUUUGCAGUGAAACAUUUGUUUGAGGCUGAGUAUAAGCUUUGUAAUGACGUAUUCGAGAGGAUGGGGCUCGAUGUUUGGAUGGGUUGUUUUUCGAGGAUAGCUGCGCAAGCUGGUAUACUAGCAUUUCUUCAAUUUGGGAAGACCGUCACGGAGAGUAAGAAAGACCCCAUUAAACUUUUGAAGUUGUUGGAUAUUUUCGCGUCUUUGAACAAAUUGAGGCUUGAUUUCAACCGUCUAUUUGGAGGAGCAGCAUGUGCUGAAAUCCAGAAUUUGACUAGGGAUCUUAUUAAGAGUGUCAUCGAUGGUGCAGCAGAGAUUUUCUGGGAACUUCUGCUACAGGUGGAGUUGCAGAGGCAGAGUCCACCCCCUCUAGACGGCAAUGUUCCGAGAUUGGUGAGUUUUAUCACCGAUUACUGUAACAAAUUACUUGGUGAUGACUAUAAGCCAAUAUUGACACAGGUCUUGAUCAUUCACCGAAGUUGGAAGCGUCAGAGCUUUCAGGAGAAACUUCUUGUUACUGAAAUUUUGAACAUUGUGAAAGCUGUUGAACUGAAUUUGGAAACAUGGAUCAAGGCUUAUGAAGAUCCUAUGUUGAUGAACUUCUUCGCUAUGAACAAUCACUGGCACCUUUACAAACAUUUGAAAGGGACAAAGCUUGGGGAUCUCUUGGGAGAUUCUUGGUUAAGGGAACAUGAAAAUUACAAAGAAUAUUACUCGACAAUCUUCUUGCGAGAGAGCUGGGGAAAGCUUCCUUCACACUUGAGUAGAGAAGGGCUGAUUCUCUUCUCCGGAGGGCGGGCUACUGCUCGGGAUCUGGUCAAGAAAAGGUUAAAAAAGUUCAAUGAAGUUUUCGAUGAGAUGUAUGGGAAGCAGUCGGGUUGGGUCAUGCCGGAGCGAGAUCUGAGGGAGAAGACAUGUCAGCUUAUAGUGCAAGCUGUGGUCCCUGUUUACCGGAGUUACAUGCAGAAUUACGGCCCCUUGGUCGAGCAAGAAGCUAGCUCCACAAAAUAUGCAAAAUACACAGUGCAGAAGCUGGAGGAGAUGCUUUCAUGUCUUUAUCGGCCAAAGCCUGUGAGGCAUGCCAGUUUGAGGGGUCGGCAGUUCAGCGGAAAAUAUGGCAAUGGAAUGCCAGAUCUUCGUCGUACAGCUUCUGCAGUUGUGUAGUUUCCUAAUCCCAUUUAUCGAAAAGGGGUAAACAUUUGAUUAUCUCUCAUCUCCUCAGAUUGAUUGGCUACUGUAUAUAAUUUUACUGAGCCCUGCCGUGCAUAUUACUUUCUAUGAUUCUGAGAAGGGAAGUUUCUGAGUAUUGCCAUUCAAAUAUCUGAUGUAUUUCCAUGAAAAUGGAAUUUUGUAUCUUCUGAGAUUGAAAAAAAAAAAAAAAACUGGUUAAUGUGUCUCCCCCAGAUGGAGGUUUCUGCUAAAGUUAUGCAAUCCUGAUCAAUAAAACAUGGACCUUUCCAUUUAGGUUCAUUGGUCAUACACCCAGCUAAAGGAAUUUCUUCUCUUUUUCUCUUUCAUUUUCAUAUUUAUCCAUUAUUCAGUUGUGUUUAGCAGCAGGGUCGUUGUAUGCAGAUUUUAUGUACAACUUUUUUAGCUUAGUGUUAGCAGAAUAUUCAGUCAUCAAUGUUGUAGAGGGUGAAGUUAAACUGUAGAAUGUAAAUGCAGAAACCCGUUUUAAAGGGAGUUAGCCUCAGCAGACUAGGUUAUUCUCAAAUCUCAAUCCUCUUUGUAUACUUUUAAAAUUUCUCCAUUUUUUUGACAUUUUUUGUUCAAGUAA